AUGGCCAAUGGAGAUUCGGGCUCUUCUGUGAUUCGGGCAUGGUUCCCACUGGAUACAAUACAUGAAUGGAUCCUCGCCACAGUCGAGGCAAAUCAAUCCGACAACACUGAAGAACUCUUGGACAUUCUCAAAGAGGGUGGGGUUUCUGGAAACAACAAUGGUAAAGAUGAAAUCGAUCCGACAUCCAAAUGGACCAGAGCAAUUAAGCGAAUGGGAUAA
Molecule: messenger RNA, 219 nt
Organism: Rhinocladiella mackenziei CBS 650.93
Lineage: Eukaryota; Fungi; Ascomycota; Eurotiomycetes; Chaetothyriales; Herpotrichiellaceae
Exons: 2
Coding region: 1-219 (72 amino acids)
Source: RefSeq, a predicted model, not a curated record